UGACAACCGAGCAUCGCAUCCAACAAAAUGGCGACUUUUCAAUUCAUUGAUAUUGCUUGCCUACCUACAAGAAUUUGUUGGUUAUAUUGAUUUUUGUUGAAUUUCGUUUGUUGUCGUACAAUUACUAUUGUAUCAUUAAAAUUGGUAUAUUUUGUAACUGUACAGACACCGUUAAGAGCGGAAUUUAUUGAAUACAACCGAGAUUUUAAGUAUUAAAAUCUGAAUCAGCUGAACCUUUGCUGUGGACAGGCUGAUGUCAUAGAAUGUCGUGGCCAAUGCAGAACACGGGUCCAUGGAACCCUGGCGUGGUUCCGCCGGUGACCGCAGUUCCUCAAAACAUGGGAAACUACACACCGGAGCAGUGGACAUUGAUGCAACAACAACAAAUGCAAUGGGCCCAAUGGCAGCAGUACGCACAGUGGCAGAAUACGCAAACACCCUACGGAGACAAGACGGCUCAAAUGUCUAUGCAGGCCAUGAGUGGCAUGCCGCCUCUGCCUACAGGCAAUGUGCCCAUAGUGCCGCCACCGCCCUCACAGCCUCCUCCACCACCUCCUCAUGAAAACAACCAGCCCCUGUAUGGGAACAAUCAGGUGCCAACGCCGGCAUCCCAAACAGCCACCCCGGGUGCAGUCACCCGAACACAAGACAAUACCAGCCACUUAGGUAAUAACCAACAAUGGUCUAAUACAGAUACAACCCAGCAUUCUACACUGAAUGCUGAUGCCCUCAAGAAACUAGCAGAGGAAGAGAGAUUGUUUGACAUCCAAUUCCAAAAGUGGGAGGAAGAAAUAGAAAAAUGGAAGAGGGAAAAUGCUGAUCACCCAGACAAACAGGCUUACACAGAGUAUGAAAAGAAGUUUGAGUCCUGCAGAGCCCAACUUUUAGAGAGGAGAAAGCAAAUGAACUUGAAAAAAUCCAAGUUAUUAGGUACUGAUGUAGACAAGGUUGCAUCUGCACCUAGCCAGGUGUCCCAACCUCCUCCAUCAGCAUCAAAUCAACCUAUUCAGAAUGCUCGUCAGCCACAAAAAACACAUUCUAAUGCACCACAAAUGUAUUCCAACCAGCAGCAAAAUUACUCCAACCAUCAGCAAAAUUACUCCAACCAACAGCAAAAUUACUCCAACCAACAGCAAAAUUACUCUAACCAACAGCAAAAUUACUCCAACCAAAACCAACACUAUUCUAAUCAACAACAAAAUUACCCGGCCAAGCAGCAGCAGAAUAAUUAUCCAAACCGUCAACAGCAGAAUUAUUCCAACCAACAUCAUGACAAUUACUCUAAUCAUGAAGAGGAUGACUACUCCAACCAGUAUGAGAAUUAUUCCAAUCAGUCACAGCAGCAAAACUAUUCUAACCAACAGCAAAAAUAUAAUAAUCAAGGCAAUCAGAAUUCAGGCCGUCAAAAUACCUAUGACAGAUCUAACAAUAAGUCCAUACAGCUGCAGGACAGCUAUGAAGAUAAUAUGGGUGAAGACGACUCAAGAAGCAAUUCUUCUUUCUUGCCUUCUAGUGCAACCUCCGGAAAAGGAAUCCCUGGUUUGGAUUUAGUUCCUGAAGACAGGGCGCCUAACCCAGAUGUUAUUGACAUCACUGAUGAUCCAAAAGAAAAGAAAGGGCCAGAUUAUAAAACAAUUUCCAAGGGUAUUAACCAUAUUCUUGGUGAUGAGAAGAUCAUGAAUAUUCUAUCCAUGGUAGUUGGCCAGCCGGAUAACUCCAAUAAGAAUUAUCAGCAACAGGGUGGUAGUAAUUAUAACAAUGCAAAUAGUAACAACAGCAAUUUCAGAGGGGCAAAUAACCAACAGCAGCCAAACAUGAGUUACAAUAACCAGAACCAGGUGAACUACAUGCAAGGACAAGGCCAAAACUCAAUGCAGCAGAAUUUCAAUCAGAAUUCAGGGUAUGGCCCGCAAGGGGGGCCGUACAACCAACCUCAGAACCAGCCAGGCUACCCUCCUAAUACCCAGCGGCCGCCGCAGCCUCUCAUGAACAGAAACAGUCAAGGAAUGCCGCAAGAUCAAAGAUACAAUGAUAAUGUUCCAAAUCAACAAGGUUAUAACCCACAAGGCAACUACGGAAAUGCUGGUAUGAAUAACAUGCGCCGUGACGGCCCCAUGCGGCCUGACAUGCCGGGAAAUAAUGUGAAUACUCAAAUACCUCCGCCUCCUCCAAAUAAACCAAAAUGGGUUGAGGAGCCACUGUUUACUCCAUCUAUUAUUGUUGAAUAUGAACACAAACCUCUCAGAUUGAAAGCUCGAGAUUUUAUUGAACCUGUGCACACCUUCGACUAUAACCACAAAUCCAACGACGACACAUACAAACGCAGAGAAAUAGAAAAGGCAGUUGAUGAGGAGCUUUUGUUUUCGCGAAAGUCGUGGAGGGCGGAACGGGAUUACGACGAAGACAUUUACAGUCGGCGUCUCGACAGACACGGGAGGGAGCGGCAGACGUCGCGAGACUUCCACGAGCCACGGGAGUUCGAGAGGAGAGUGCCUCCUCCCAGGGACGAGCCCAGGGAUGACUGGAGAGGUCGACCGCCACCAAGGGAGGUAGAAAGAAGCUUCGAACCCAGGGAGGAAAGAACCUACGAACAUCGAGAGGAAAGACACUAUGAGCCUAGGGAGGAAGAAAGAAGGAGACCUGAUGAAAGGCACGACGAGCGGCGACGCGACGACCGAGACCGCUUCCCGCGCCGAGAUGACUCAUUCAGAGACCGGGAGAGGGAACGAGACAGGGAUAGGGACCGGGACCGCGAGAGGGAACGGGACCGCGAGAGGGAACGGGACAGAGAUAGAGACAGGAGGGACAAGCGAGACGACAGAAUCCGCAGCAGAAGUCGGGAUAAAGACUCGAGGAAAAGGGGGAUUAGUCUAGAAACGGAGCGCAGUGUUUCGUCUAAGAAGUCGAAGGACAGUUCUGAAGCUCGCAACGGGGCGACGGAGCCGGCCAAGCACAUCAUUAUGAUAGAUGACUUGUUGGAGGCGCCCGGACGGGAUAUGAGACCUGACAAAAUUGUUGUGAUUUUGAGAGGACCCCCUGGCAGUGGGAAAUCGUAUUUAGCUAAGUUAAUUAGAGAUAAGGAGGCCGAAUAUAACAGCACAGCUAGAAUUAUGUCUAUUGACGAUUAUUUCGUGCAAGAAGUCGAAAUCGAAGAAAAGGAUCCAGCUACAGGCAAAAUGGUAAAGAAAUCUUCAAUGAAGUAUGAAUAUGAUGAGAAAUUAGAGGAGAAUUACUUGACAUCACUGAAGAGGGCAUUCAAGCGGACACUAACGGAUGGUUACUUCAACUUUUUAAUAUAUGACGCGGUCAAUGACCAGCUCAAGAGCUACGCUGACAUAUGGAACUAUGCAAGGCAGAACGGCUUUCAGGUGUACAUUUGCACGCUGGAGCGAGACCCACAAGUGUGCUACCGACGCAACAUACACAACCGCACUCUCGACGACAUUCAAGUCAUAUCGUCGCGGUUCUUCGAGACCCCAGCCCACCACAUCCAACUAGACCCAACCACGUUGCUACAGAAUGCAGCCAUACCAGAGGUGCAUAUGGAGGAUGUCGACCAUGAUACAGUGAUGGAGGACGCGUACGAAGAAGAGGUUGAACAAUCGUUCACUUCAAAGUGGGAGCGAAUGGACGACGCUUCUAAAAUAGCCCGGUUGGACGGCACCUUCAAGCCACUCCGAGCAUCGGCAGUCUCCAUGGAGGACUACCUCCAACUAGACGACUGGAAGCCAACCGUCGCCAAGCCGGGAAAGAAAUCUGUCCGUUGGGCUGAUAUUGAAGAGAGAAGACAGCAAGAGAAGAUGCGUGCCAUCGGAUUCGUGGUAGGUCAGACUGACUGGAACCGCAUGACCGACCCUACUAUGGGCUCCAGCGCCCUGACUCAAACCAAGUAUAUUGAGCGAGUGAAGCGGAACUAGGCUGCAGCUAUUCUGCUGCAGUCUUUCAUCAAUGGGGAAGAAAACGCAAAGCUUAGGACCGUUGCGUCAUUUGUCUGUAAAAGCUGGCUUGUCAUUGGUGGGUUGUGUAGAGAUUUUUAACGUCGUGUGAUUGGCCAGACAUAGUCGACGGUGCUGCCAAAGUUUCGCUAGUUUUCUUCCCUAAUGCUGUAAUUCAUUUUUUUAUUGUAUGUCUCGUUUAUUUUUGGUCGAUGUUAUAUAGUUUAAUGGAGAGACGAAUGAAGGAUUAGUCAGUGUCAAGAAUUCCUAUUGGAAUAGUGAGAAUUCACAGUUAAGGUUGUAGGUUAUAAAUACUGUUAUUUUUUAUAGCGGUUAAUAGCUAGGUAACUUUCUGGAUAAUUUUGCUUCUACCGGUUGGAGAAUGAAAAGGUUCAGGACAACCCGACGUUAAGGGCGUAACUAGGGGCUAACUCUCUGAAUAAAAAUCGAAUCAUGUACUUGUUCUUAAACAGUUUUUACUUGAAUUGAACCGCUAAUAAAUAAAUUUAGAAAAGUGAGCCUUUUCAUUGCCCGAUUCUACCUAAUUUGCCUUUUUGUUUACUUUAUUACAAAACUUAGGCUAAAAGCAUAAUCUUAUAAUAAUAUUUAGUUAAUUCAUUUAUACGUAUCUAUCAGUCUUCACAAUUAUGGGAGCAUAGGCAUCAUUAGAUAGAGGUACUUAGCCGAUUCACAACCACGCGCCAUAUAUGAGUCUAGUGUUUGAAGUAAUUUCAAAAUGGUCCUUAUGUUUGACUCACCUCUGACAUACGACUGUAAAGGCGGGUGGUUGAGAGUUGCCACGCAGUAGAGUAAAUAUAAUAGGCCUCUUUUGAAAGCUGGUUGGAUGCAAAAUAUAAAUUUGAAAUUAGAGACAAAACUCAAAACAGAACCCUAAAACUCACGUGUUUCAAAUCAGUCAAAAAUUGCCUAUUGUAUUGACUACUAUAAGAUGUAAUAUUAUCCAAAAUUUUAAAUAAAAUUAAUAUAUAGUUAUCACUUACUUAGUUCACCAUCAGUAAAACGAUAAUCAUUUUAAUAACUCCAAAAUUUAAGUUAAUUUUCAUCAGCUAGUAGUGAAUAAAAUUGUUUCGAACAUACACGUAAAGUAUCUGCAAUGUUGUUGUAAAUUAAAUGUGCUCCCUGAUUUAGUAAAUAAAUUAUUAUGAUAACAAC
Molecule: messenger RNA, 5108 nt
Organism: Plutella xylostella (diamondback moth)
Lineage: Eukaryota; Metazoa; Arthropoda; Insecta; Lepidoptera; Plutellidae
Biological process (GO): regulation of telomere maintenance
Cellular component (GO): nucleus
Source: RefSeq, a predicted model, not a curated record